AUGGUGGCCAAGUUCAUCGCAGCCCUGGCAUGCUUUGCCAUGUGCCAGUCCACCCCCGUCCUAAUAAACGGUAUGAUGUACCGUAUUGGACGAAACAUUCCCGGCGAGUUAGCUUCUAACACGCCAACUAAAUACGACUUGCAGUUGGUGCAGAAUCAAGGGAUCGCCGAAGUCUAUCCGGGGCAAGCUGUGGCACAGGCUGAGGCUUCCGAAGCGCCAGGGAAUAGCGCGAGAGCGGUCGCUACGGCACAAAACGGCGGUGCAUACAUCCCCAUCCCCCCACCAGCCACGAUUGUUUCGUAUCAAAACUUCGAAGUGCCCGCCGAGUUAAAUUACGGAGUCCCACCAGUGGCCCAGUCCUCUGCCGUUACCAAUGGCGUUCAACAGAGCUUGUCCUCCUCCGCUAAUGCUCGAGGCUCCGGCUCAGCACAAUCUUCAGCUCGCACCCAAGGUGUCGGGAGCUACGGGAUUACCUCCUCUAACGCCAACACUUACGGUUCAGGUUUCGGAACUGCAUCUUCGAACGCUAACAACGGCUACGAAUCGGUCGUAUCAUCGGCAAACGUUCAGGGUAAUGGGCAAAGCUCUGCCUCCUCGACAGCGAAUGCCCCAGGUGCCUCUUACGUUCAAACUCAGGUGAACACCGGCGCUAACUCAGCGUUUAGUUCGGCUAACGCUCAGCGCAAUGGGGCAGCCGUAAUCUUGAACCCCAACGAUAUUCACAAGACUGUUGACAAGAAGGGCAUCAGGUGGCACUUCGGUACUCUCUACGGAACCCCAAUUCAAACGGGCCGUGUGCACGCGCAAAGCCAAUCGAGCUCCGGAAUCGCCAAGUCAGCCGCCCAAAGCCAAGGCGUCGGGGCGGGAUCCGCUCAAUCCACUGCCGCCUCAGGCCAGGGUUACGCCAACUCGGCCGCCAACAGUCAGGGUUCCGGCUACGGUAGCGUCAGCUCCACCGCAAACACCAACGGCUUUGAAAACGCCCAAUCAGCAGCCGACGUAAAUGGUUUGAACAAUGCCAACUCGAUCGCAAGCACCGAUGCUAUUGCGUUCCAAAACGCCAACACCGUGGCCAACGUCAACGAAUUGGUACAAGUCAGCCCAAUCACCGAGGGCUACGGUGCACCAAACGGUUUCGUGCAAUCCGUGGCGAGCAGCCAGGGCUACGGCACUGCCGACUCGGCCGCUAGCAGCCAGAACGCCUAUGGUAACAUCAAGUCCACCGCUGAUGUCAACGGCGCUGGAUACGCCAACGCGGCCGUCAACUCCGACGGUUACGGGUCGGCCGACUCCGUUGCGGACGGCGCUCACGGCAGCGCCAAGUCAUCGGCGAGCGCCAACCGUCCGGGCUACGGUACCGUCAACACCGUCGCCAACGUGGCGGGCCAGGGCUACGCCAAAUCCACAGCCAGCAACGGCUUGGGAUACGGAUCAGCCGUGUCUUCAUCAAAUGGGUUCGUUCCAAACCCCGCGUUCGGUUACGGAGGUGCCCGUACGAUCGCUAACGCCCAGUCCUCGGGAUAUGGUCAAGCUUCAUCCUCCGCGAGGGCUCAAGGCCUGCACACCGCCUUCAGGGUCGUCAACGCGUCUGCAAACACCAAAGGCUUCGGUUCUGCCCAAGCCAACGCACAAAGU
Iphiclides podalirius (scarce swallowtail) is the source of this 1635-nucleotide messenger RNA. The record is from the annotation of a GenBank genome assembly. Lineage: Eukaryota; Metazoa; Arthropoda; Insecta; Lepidoptera; Papilionidae.